UUAUUAGCUAAAUGAUAGCGCAUUACAUUAAUUUCACAUGUCAUAGUGUCAAAUGCGUAUCCCGUUAUGCAUUAUGCGGAUCUGAAGCACAUCAAUCAAAGUUAUCAGAGCAUAGGCAUAAGUAUGAAAUGUCUCAGUAUUGUCUCAACCAGUGACAAAAAAACAACUGAAAUGGAGAAUUUCGUUUCACAUUUGGGCGUGGGACAGAAACAGAUGGCUGAAAGAUACGCCGACUACCCCACUUCACACGAUCAACAUGUUUACUACACGUAUGAACCUCCUUCACAUGAACAUACAUCAUCCAAGCAUCACUCCUCAAGCGGCGGCGAACAUAAAAGCAAAGCUGCUAUGUCCGCGUUGACGCUUCUAGCAUUUUUAUUCUUCUUGCACAUACUUCAACAAUGUAUCAAGGACCAUAUGACGGCUAUGAGCACAUCACCAAUCAUGAUAAUGUCAGCCGGAAAAGAGGGUAAUGAAUUCGAAAAAACACGUUUAAAAUUAGAUAAAAGUGUGAAAAUCGACACCGAAACCGACAAAAAUGACCCGACAUCUGAUGACAAGGAGAAGCAUUUGACCAAAAUAUCAACAUAUCAUCCAUUUAGCAACGUCCAUAAAUAUAGCGAUAAAUCACAUUUUUCAAAGUAUGUUAACGCUAUGGGCCAAAAGUAACGUCUUAUAUAAUUCAUGUAAUCAAUAAAGGGAGCGUUCAAGUAUUACGUAA
Molecule: messenger RNA, 721 nt
Organism: Pieris napi
Lineage: Eukaryota; Metazoa; Arthropoda; Insecta; Lepidoptera; Pieridae
Exons: 3
Coding region: 67-669 (200 amino acids)
Source: RefSeq, a predicted model, not a curated record